This is a messenger RNA of Myotis davidii, 1330 nucleotides long. Its product is annotated as Friend virus susceptibility protein 1-like. The coding region runs from base 421 to 1023 and encodes 200 amino acids. The record is from RefSeq and is a predicted model, not a curated record. NCBI's taxonomy places the organism in Eukaryota, Metazoa, Chordata, Mammalia, Chiroptera, Vespertilionidae. The transcript is spliced from 4 exons.
CCUUCCCGGUCCUUCCUUGGGGCCGUCCACCGAAGUGCCUGACGCUACUGACAGGACAACAGGCGGCGAUGUUUCCUCGGUUUGUGUUGUCCGCCUACGGGGGCAACGUAUUACGUCCCGACGUUCAGGAGGAUCCUAACGGGGACAGACACUGUCCUUCCUCAAGCACCGAAGCGGGGUUUCUGGCACCGGCGCCGCCACUAGACGCCUCGGGGCGGAGCCCAGACUGGCCGUGGGGGGUCCUCGCGAGCGGCGCGCUCCCUAAAGUGGGACGCGAGCGCGAGAGCGAGCCCCGCCGCUUUUGUUGAGGAGAAAGUCGGAAUCGGGUGUCUCUUCAAGCUGAGGGGCCACCCACCACCACCCCAUCUUGGUGGUUCCUCCAGGAGUCAACAGCCCCCUCAUCCUUGAGCAGUUGUGACCAUGGCCGAGAGCAUGAUGGGGCAGGCGCACCACUACUACACACACACUGGGUUCCUGGCCAUUGCACAGCACUUUAAGCAGAAGCCCAACGAGCACAUGAUCUCCUGGAUCCUGUGGGUGUAUGACCAAGGCGGCUUGGCCCUGGCCCUGAAUUCCCAGGCGCUGGCACUGCUGGGUGACCUGACCAGCAACACCAUCUUCAACUGCCUCUAUAAGGGUCUGCGGGGCAGCCGCAAGGCGCUACUCACCUGGCCACUGCAGGCCUGGCUCCAGCGCUGGCAAUCCUUCCUGCACUUCGAGGUCACCGAGAUGCCCUUCGGGUCCUGGACCACCAUGGAGCAGUGCGUCCAGCUGGCGCGCCAGCUGAGCAUGCUGGAGUGGAUCUACCGUGAGCCUGCAUCUGAGCAGGCACCAUGGCCUACACCUGAGGACAUGCCCUUCACACAGGGCCUGUGUGGGCACCUGCUGGCACUGGCCAGGUCCUCCAAGAUGCAGCUGCCGCUGGUCGGCCUGCCAUUCAAGGGCAUGACAGUGCUGGAGGUGAUGAUGGAGGUCCAGGAGAGACCAGCUCAGGGACCACCUGAGCUGGCUCCUGAGCCAUGACGUGUCCCAAGGAGAGGGUGGACAAGCAGUCCACCAAGGUCCUCCUGGACCUGUAUGUCAAGGAAGCCACACGUAGCCGCAGCCUCCCAGCCUACAUGCUGGAGGAAGAGCAGCCCCCGCCUCCCUGCUACUCCAUCAGGGCCUGUGGGUAGGAGAGCCCAUGGCUCCUUACCUGCCUCUGGGCCCUAUCUAGGAGCCCUAGUUUCCAGGGCAGGGAGAUGCAGACUCCCCUGAGGGACCGCCCACCUUUUUGUUUUUAAAAUGUAAGAGUUGAGUAUUUCUUAAUAUAUAUAUUGAUGGAGGUAGA